Messenger RNA from Trichomonas vaginalis G3, 615 nucleotides. RefSeq names its product integrase core domain containing protein family. The record is from RefSeq and is a predicted model, not a curated record. Gene Ontology annotation, molecular function: nucleic acid binding. NCBI's taxonomy places the organism in Eukaryota, Parabasalia, Trichomonadida, Trichomonadidae. The transcript has a single exon. Bases 1 to 615 code for a protein of 204 amino acids. Gene Ontology annotation, biological process: DNA integration.
AUGAGCUUGAAAGAAGUAUUCGAACAACAUCAAUGGAGGUCAUUUAAGAAGUUCAAUGAAGCUGCAAAGAGUUGGGGAUUUACUAACAGAGCUGAAGUGAAAAGGUUCUUUGACAAAAAUGUUGUACAUCAAACAAAAAUAAACCCUUACGACUACUUUUCACCAAUUUACUCCAACGCUCCUGACGCAUACCAAUUUGACACUCUCAUUCAAAGCAGAAAAGGAGGACAUAAACCAUUCCUCAUCUUCAUUAAUGUUAACACUCGUAAAGCAUAUGCAUAUUCAAUGAAAAAUAAAGGAACUCGUGAAGUGUUAAGAGUUUUACAAAAGUUUGUAGCAGAACAUAGCCCAAGUACUUUAACAUCAGACCAAGACAGUGCAUACCUCAGCAAUGAAAUCACAGAUUUUCUCAUUAAGCAUAACAUAACUCACUACACUACUGAAGACCAUAACCAUAACAUACUCGGCAUCAUAAACCGCUUCAUAAGGACUCUCAGAGAUUUAAAUCAAGAGCGAGACUUUACCGAAGAAACAAUGAAACAUUUUCUCGAAGUAUAUAAUUCCUCAACACAUUCUACAACAGGACAUACACCAAAUUCAAUGUCACAACAAUAA